AGAUCCCGUUUGACUGCUUCACACAAACCAAGCAGAUAUUGCAUCACCUGCUUUAAGAAAUGUGUUUUCCUUUUCUUGGAAUUUUAAACAAAUGGAAUCAACUCUAUAUAAAACAAACCUAUGGUAUGUCCUUACUGUUUAGAAAGUUAAGUUAAUGUGUUUGUGUCUGGGUGAAACAUGACUAACCACUGAAAGUAUUUCAGUGUGCAACUUCCCCAUAACAGAAUGACGCGGUCGGCUUCAGCCAGAGAGUCGAGCUUCUGUGAAGUAUCGGCUCGGGUCAAGGACGUUUUUGUUUGCUUUUAUUAUUCUUAUGGAGGUUAUGAGGUCCUGUCGUAAAUACAUCGCGCCUCUGGUGUUCUGUGCCCAGGUGGCCAGCUCGUUUUUUGACACCGCUCUCCAAAUGAUCGUUAAAGAACGAUGCGCAAACGCCACCGACCAGGACAGCGAGCAGAAAGCCAUCACCAACUUCAACAUGACCUUCAACAUGGUGCUCAAAUUCAUGCCAAUUUUGCCAGCGAUCCUUUUGGCAAAGGUUGGAGACAAAGGUUACAGGAAAGUGCCAAUAGUGGUUCCUCUGGUUGGAUAUUUCCUGUCCAGAGGUUUGCUCUUGUUGGAUAUCGUGCUGGAAUGGCCUCUCCAGGUGCUGUACGCGGUGCCGGUGAUCCAUGGACUGUGCGGCGGGUUCGCGUCUUACUGGGCGGGUGUGAUGGCGCUGGUGUCGGUGUGCUCCGGUGAGGAAGAGCGGUCCGUGCGCAUCAUGAGAACCGAGCUGGUGUACGGAAUCGCCGGGUUCGUUGGUAGUUUGGCUUCUGGUCACUUAUUUGACCUCUAUACCGUAGGUCUCCAACAAGGAGCCAUUUUAUCUAGCUUGUGUGUGCUACUGUAUUUCCUCUGCCUGCUCUAUGCCGCAUUUUUCCUGCGGGUCGAUCUUUUCUCAGUGCUUGGAGAGAGGCAGGAGCGACGGGAAAGUUUUGGGAUCAUAAACCACGAAGCCCGUGAUAAAAUAAACAUCGCUUUGCUCUUCGUCAGUGGGAUUUUGUAUGAUAUAGCAGUGGCUGGAGGAAUGGAGAUGCUGGCAGCUUAUGUGCUCAAAGACCCCCUCAACUGGGGCGCAACCGAGGUGGGUUAUGGAAACGCGGCGGGAUCGCUUCUCUUCAUCACCAGUUUUGUGGGUGUGAAGAUGUUCACAAGAUGUUCAGUUAGAGAUGAGAGCAUGGUCAUGAUCGGGAUGGUGUCUUUCGCAGCUGGGAUCUAUUUCAUGGCAUUUGUGACCACAACUCCAAUGUACUUUUUAGCUCGCUCUAUCACUCUGUUUGCUCUGAUUCCAAUGCCCACCAUUCGCUCGCUGCUGUCCAAACAGGUCAGGGGAACCUCAUAUGGCAUUACGUUUGUCAUGCUCCAGUUGUCCUUCAAACUUUCAAGCUUGGUCACCACACCCGUCUACACUGAGAUCUAUCAGGCCACACUUGACACCUUCCCAGGCUUUGUCUUCAUACUGUCCAGCAUCUUCACUGUUCUUUCUAUGAUACCCAUUAGUAUUGUAGGAUGUCGCUCUGCGAGACAUGAUGGAUAUGAGAGAAUUCAAGGGAACUGACUGACAGCAUCAGCCACACCAAAGCAGACAAAGUAUCAGAAAUUGACAAGUUUGUAGGUUUACACUGAUGUUAUGCACAAUAGAGGAUAUUCUACUACUACUUCCUGUUGCACUGUGGUUACGUGUUAUUAGUAAUGCAAUCUGUGUAUCUUAUUCGCCAAGGGUUUUUUUUUUUUUUUUUUUUUAACAUCUAUGUAUAAAAUGCUGACAGAUUUUAGUUUUUAGGUAUUUUGGUAACAAUUUACAAUAAAUUUUCUUUCGUGGUUAACAUUGACUGCAUUAGUAAACAUAAAUGCACUUUGGAAAAUUCUUCGAAAGUAUAUUAAUCUUAAUGUUCAUUUCAACAUUAACUAGUAUAUUAUUGAAAUCAGAAGUUGUAUCUAUUAUACUAUUUAAUGAACCUGAACUGACAAAGAACAGUAGUAUUUUUAUUAACCAGCCUCAUCAAAGAUUAUUAAAUACUUUCACAUAAGUAUUACUCAUUCUUAGUUAACAAAUUAACUAAUGGAUCCCAAAGUAUUACUGAUAUUUCUGUAUGCACUGUCUGUUUGAAAUGGAUGACAUCUUUUAUCAGAUUUUUAUUGUACAGAUUUUGCAAUAAAUUAAGUUAUUUGUA
Molecule: messenger RNA, 2213 nt
Organism: Cyprinus carpio (common carp)
Lineage: Eukaryota; Metazoa; Chordata; Actinopteri; Cypriniformes; Cyprinidae
Product: solute carrier family 46 member 2
Biological process (GO): transmembrane transport
Cellular component (GO): membrane
Molecular function (GO): transmembrane transporter activity
Source: RefSeq, a predicted model, not a curated record